GCAACAUGUGCAAAAUGAUCUCAUAAUAGGCUACACUGUCUGACAGAGAACGGAGCGCUAGAAACUUUUCAGAAAGCACAGAUUAUCCCAGUGUUUGCAUCUAAAAUGGUAUCGAUUAAACGGUUGAUAUCUCUGUUCUCUGUGUCUUGGGAGCAAACGCUCAUAUGUUUGGGCAGUUUGGUCAUUACACUCUUCAUUUUGCUGGUAAUUCGCCAGCUCGUAAAACAGCGGAGACCCCGAGGGUUUCCCCCAGGACCGACACCUUUACCCAUAAUAGGGAAUAUUCUGUCCCUGGCCACAGAGCCUCACGUCUACAUGAAGAGGCAGAGUGAUAUCCACGGACAGAUUUUCAGUCUAGACCUGGGAGGAGUCUCGACUGUUAUACUAAAUGGUUAUGAUGCCAUUAAAGAGUGCCUGUAUCACCAAAGUGAGGUUUUCGCAGACCGUCCAUCCCUCCCUUUAUUUCAGAAGAUGACAAAAAUGGGAGGCCUUCUGAACUGCAAAUACGGUCAAAGCUGGAUUGAACACAAUAAACUGGCUGUGAACUGCUUCCGCUAUUUUGGCAGUGGUCAGCGGAUGUUUGAGAAGAUUUCUGAGGAGUGCCUGUUUUUCCUCGAUGCUAUUGACCAGCAUCAGGGGAAGCCCUUUAACCCUAAGCAUCUUGUGACCAAUGCCGUGUCCAACAUCACCAACCUCAUUAUCUUUGGGCAACGUUUCACCUACGACGACAGCGAUUUUCAGCACAUGAUUGAGAUCUUCAGUGAGAAUGUGGAGCUGGCAGCCAGUGGCUGGGCUUUCCUAUACAACGCCUUCCCCUGGAUGGAGUACGUGCCCUUCGGGAAGCACCAAAAGCUCUUCCGCAAUGCCAACGAGGUCUACGACUUCCUUCUGCAAAUCAUAAAGCGCUUCUCACAAGAUAGGGUACCCCAGUCGCCCCAACAUUACAUUGAUGCCUACUUGGACGAAAUGGAGCAGAGCGCCACCGAUAAAGCUACAUCUUUCUCUCAAGAUAAUCUCAUUUUCUCAGUUGGAGAACUCAUCAUUGCAGGCACAGAGACUACCACAAAUUGUCUGCGCUGGGCUAUGCUCUACAUAACUCUGUAUCCCAGGAUACAAGAAAAGGUCCAAAUGGAGAUCGAUUGCAUCCUGAAUGGCAGACCAUCUGCUCUUGAAGACAAGCAGGGGAUGCCGUAUGUGGAGGCAGUGCUGCAUGAAGUCCUGCGCCUUUGCAAUGUUGUCCCACUGGGCAUCUUCCGCGCUACGUCUCAAGAUGCGGUGGUGCGUGGCUACACUAUCCCCAAGGGCACCAUGGUCAUCACUAACUUGUACUCAGUGCACUUUGAUGAGAAGUACUGGAGCAACCCAUCCAUCUUCUGGCCAGAGCGGUUCCUUGGCUGUAAUGGCAAAUUUGUCCGGCAUGAAGCAUUUCUUCCUUUCUCAAUAGGUAAGCGCCACUGUCUGGGAGAGCAGUUGGCUCGGCUGGAGAUGUUCUUGUUCUUCACCACAUUGCUCCAGAGGUUCCAUCUUCAGUUCCCCGAAGGCUUUAUUCCAAGUCUCUCUCCGAAACUAGGCAUGACCCUUCAGCCUCGGCCGUACUCCAUAUGUGCCAUCAGGAGACAGCAGUAAAAAAUGCCCCUUGAGCUCUGGAACACGUGCACUCACCUCCUGCUAAGAAACGCAAACGAGAGCAGAGCAGUUCCCCGUCUUAAAUUCCAUCAGGUUUUCAGCGGGGAAUACUGACCUCUGAUAUUGACUUGUUAAAUUCUCAGAACGUGUCCUCCAUAGUUUCACAGAACCCAGCCUGAGAGUGAUAAGAGUACUGUUACAGAACACAUGCUCUGGAGAGCAAAGAAUGAGCAUGUGUUACCAAACGAGAACGUACAUGAGGGUAUCAAGAUAAAUGUAGCAUGUAUCUUUCAUAACUUGAACCAAAAAGUGUACGGUGUAGCAAAUCUGAACGUUGUGCUUGUCAAUAUGAGAACAGCUAUUGUGUCAAUGAUUGACAGGGUUUAUCUCUAUAACGGUUUGGAGGUCUGCCUUUUCCAGCAUUCCUUGUAUUCCCCCAGUUCUGGAGUCGGGCAAGUGAGAGGCAAACUGCUGCCUUUCCCAGAAAGUUUUGGAAAUGCUUCAUGACUCCCGUUGGUUUAAUGCCAUGUAUCAGUUCUGCAAGAAUAACGGCCCUGUCCCUACUUUAUCUCAGUGGAAAGAGAUUAUCAAGAAACUUGAGCUGCAAUAUUUCGUGAAAAGCUGGACUCCAAUAUACACUUUAUAGCACAAUAUUAUUUGUACUUUCUUUUUAACAAGUUUUUUGCAUGUUAUGAUUUAAAAAAAAAACUGACAAAAUAAGCCUUUUUUUAAUGCAAGCUGUGUUUAAUACUGACCUCGCUUUCAACUGUGCUGGAAUUUUCUGAAGCCAAUUAUACACCACAUAAACCAAGCUGGAAAAGGAGCAUAUAGAUAGAAACUUUAAUAUUUCCUGUGACUGAUUGACUCAUGUAAUUCUAUGAUUUGGUCUGGCACAUAUCAGAAAUGAAUGGAUUUCAAUGACAAAGUGUUUGUUAAUUGUGAACCUAUGUAAUAUGUUGCUCUUUUUUAGUACAUAUAUCUUAUUUUCCUUCUGUUCUCACUGUAAAAAAACAUUUACAGGUCAAAAAACAAAAUUCAAUUAAAAACGGAGUGACAGGUAGGGGCAUUGUUGCUUUGGGUAAGCUGUCACAGAGAUGCUGUCAUCUGAAGAGAUAAGGCUGGCCUUUCAUACGACCUACACUUGGGGACUCAUCAUCUGCUGACUGUCAUCUUACAGGCAGUUCCUCCCAGGAGAACACUUUGGCUUUCAUCUGAGUACGAAGAAAAAUAAGCAGCAACAUGCAGCUCGAUGAUGCUCAGUAGCACACAUUUAGAUGAUGUCAAAAAUGUUGUCACAUGGAGAUAAUAGCAAAGGGUGAAGACGUUCUACUUCUCUUAAUAGGUGAAAGGUCAUGUUCAAUGCAUGUGCAUUCAGUGUGGUGGUGUGAUUAAAACUACAUAUGUACCUGGAUAAUGUGGUUUGCACAAGUAUUAUGAUUCUAUUAUUCCUCUUUGAUCCCUAGCUGGCGCUUGGUUUGCAUCGUUUCCUCAGACCGUACGCUGCUGUGGGUGCUAAUGGUUGCUGGAUUUCUUGAUUCUACUAUUAACAAGACCAGGGGCUUUCAAAGAGUUCGA
Molecule: messenger RNA, 3201 nt
Organism: Sinocyclocheilus anshuiensis
Lineage: Eukaryota; Metazoa; Chordata; Actinopteri; Cypriniformes; Cyprinidae
Product: vitamin D 25-hydroxylase-like
Exons: 5
Coding region: 106-1626 (506 amino acids)
Biological process (GO): xenobiotic metabolic process
Cellular component (GO): intracellular membrane-bounded organelle; cytoplasm
Molecular function (GO): oxidoreductase activity, acting on paired donors, with incorporation or reduction of molecular oxygen, reduced flavin or flavoprotein as one donor, and incorporation of one atom of oxygen; heme binding; iron ion binding
Source: RefSeq, a predicted model, not a curated record